AUGAUCAAUAAUGCCUUGUUCCGUGGUGGGCUAGCAGCUUUGCUAUUCUUUUCCUGUACCACCACCAUCUUGCGGAAUAGGGAAACCGAUGCGUCUAGGGAAAACGCUGCUUCGCUUCACAAGUAUCAAGACACUCAAGAACAUACAUUCGCGGUUCCCGCGACAAAAGUCACGGCAAUCACCCCAAAGGCUGACCAAUUCGAAGCUGUCCGACGCCUUGGUAGUUCCUCUAAGGGCAAAGGAGGCGACAGUGGCAAGUCCGGUAAAGGUUCGAGUGUAUCCUCCAAGGGCAAAGGCGGCGACAGUGGCAAAUCCGGUAAAGGCAGCGAUAGUGGCAAGUCCGGUAAAGGAAGCGACAGUGGUAAAUCCGGCAAGGGCAGCGACAGCGGCAAGUCCGGCAAAGGCUCAAGUGUAUCCUCCAAAGGCAAGGGUAGCGAUAGUGGCAAGUCCGGUAAAGGCAGCAACAGUGGCAAGUCCGGUAAAGGCAGCGAUAGUGGCAAAUCCGGUAAAGGCAGCGAUAGUGGCAAGUCCGGUAAAGGAAGCGAGAGUGGUAAAUCCGGCAAGGGCAGCGACAGCGGCAAGUCCGGCAAAGGCUCAAGUGUAUCCUCCAAAGGCAAGGGCAGCGAUAGUGGCAAGUCCGGUAAAGGCAGCAACAGUGGCAAGUCCGGUAAAGGCAGCGAUAGUGGCAAGUCCGGUAAAGGCAGCGAUAGUGGCAAGUCCGGUAAAGGAAGCGACAGUGGUAAAUCCGGCAAGGGCAGCGACAGCGGCAAGUCCGGCAAAGGCUCAAGUGUAUCCUCCAAAGGCAAGGGUAGCGAUAGUGGCAAGUCCGGUAAAGGCAGCAACAGUGGCAAGUCUGGCAAGGGCAGCGACAGUGGCAAGUCCGGCAAGGGCAGCGACAGUGGCAAGUCCGGUAAAGGAAGCGAUAGUGGUAAAUCCGGCAAGGGCAGCGACAGUGGCAAGUCUGGCAAGGGCAGCGACAGUGGCAAGUCUGGCAAGGGCAGCGAUAGUGGCAAGUCCGGCAAGGGCAGCGACAGUGGCAAAUCCGGCAAGGGCAGCGACCACGGGAAGGGCAAAGGAAAGGGUAAGGGCUUGGACGCCUCCUCAAAGGGCAAGGGCUCUGGCAACGGCGAGGCGGGAAAGGGCAAAGGAAAGGGCAAGGGCUUAGAUGCCUCCUCUAAAGGCAAAGGUUCCAACAAAUCACCUAAUGGUAAAGGCAAAGGAAAAGGCAAAGGAAAAGGCAAGGGGAUUUGA
Molecule: messenger RNA, 1251 nt
Organism: Phaeodactylum tricornutum CCAP 1055/1
Lineage: Eukaryota; Bacillariophyta; Bacillariophyceae; Surirellales; Neidiaceae
Exons: 1
Coding region: 1-1251 (416 amino acids)
Source: RefSeq, a predicted model, not a curated record